Pongo pygmaeus (Bornean orangutan) is the source of this 621-nucleotide messenger RNA. It is a transcript of the gene LY96, whose product is annotated as lymphocyte antigen 96. Lineage: Eukaryota; Metazoa; Chordata; Mammalia; Primates; Hominidae. Gene Ontology annotation, cellular component: lipopolysaccharide receptor complex. Gene Ontology annotation, biological process: positive regulation of lipopolysaccharide-mediated signaling pathway; detection of lipopolysaccharide; toll-like receptor 4 signaling pathway. Gene Ontology annotation, molecular function: lipopolysaccharide binding; lipopolysaccharide immune receptor activity; Toll-like receptor 4 binding. The record is from RefSeq and is a predicted model, not a curated record. The transcript is spliced from 5 exons. The coding region runs from base 115 to 597 and encodes 160 amino acids.
AGAAAUCAUGUGACUGAUGACUAAGUUAAAUCUUUUCUGCUUACUGAAAAGGAAGAGUCUGAUGAUUAGUUACUGAUCCUCUUUGCAUUUGUAAAGCUUUGGAGAUAUUGAAUCAUGUUACCAUUUCUGUUUUUUUCCACCCUGUUUUCUUCCAUAUUUACUGAAGCUCAGAAGCAGUAUUGGGUCUGCAACUCAUCCGAUGCAAGUAUUUCAUACACCUACUGUGAUAAAAUGCAAUACCCAAUUUCAAUUAAUAUUAACCCGUGUAUAGAAUUGAAAGGAUCCAAAGGAUUGUUGCACAUUUUCUACAUUCCAAGGAGAGAUUUAAAGCAAUUAUAUUUCAAUCUGUAUAUAACUGUCAAUACCAUGAAUCUUCCAAAGCGCAAAGAAGUUAUCUGCCGAGGAUCUGAUGACGAUUACUCUUUUUGCAGAGCUCUGAAGGGAGAGACUGUGAAUACAACAGUAUCAUUCUCCUUCAAGGGAAUAAAAUUUUCUAAGGGAAAAUACAAAUGUGUUGUUGAAGCUAUUUCUGGGAGCCCAGAAGAAAUGCUCUUUUGCUUGGAGUUUGUCAUCCUACACCAACCUAAUUCAAAUUAGAAUAAAUUGAGUAUUUAAAAAAAA